This is a messenger RNA of Debaryomyces tyrocola, 2442 nucleotides long. The record is from the annotation of a GenBank genome assembly. Lineage: Eukaryota; Fungi; Ascomycota; Pichiomycetes; Serinales; Debaryomycetaceae.
AUGAAGGGUCAGAAUCAAAAUAGCCGUGGUAGCAGCAAUCCAAGACCGGGUGUCAAUGGGCAUCGUCGUUCAAAUUCUCGUUAUAAUACUGGCAAUUAUGGAAAUAAUUACUCUCAAGGACAACUGAAUAAUAGUGACGAAUCUAUAAAUAGCGACAAAUUGUUACACUUGGUAGCUAAAUCUAUUGGUAAGAAGUGUAUUGCGACAGUUAGCUCGGGUGCCCGCUAUCAAGGAUUAUUAGUAAGUGCUGAUUUAUCGUCACAACAAGGUCAGGACGCUUCAUCCCCGUUAUCGAUUGUCUUGCAGUCUCCGCAAAUUUUUUCAAAGUCUCUUAUAGAUGAGAAAAGCAAUGCGGACAAGGCGAAUGAAAUCCCAGAGAAGUUAGUUAUUCAAGCAAAGGAUUUAAUGGAUUUAGAAGUGUCAAAUGUUGACUUGAAUGAACCAGCUAAAAAGGACCUGAAUCCACGUUCCGUUUCUCCAACAUCCGGCUCAAAUACAGCAUCACCUUCUGCUACAUACGAAAGUAAAUUUAAGACUGAUACAGAUAUAAGUGGCCGCUUACAGGUUAAAGAGAGGGAACUUCAAAGAUGGGUUCCAGAAGAAGAUUCAGCUUCAUUUGCGUUAGAAGAUGACACGUUUAAUAAUUCAAAUGAGACUUGGGAUCAAUUUAAGGUAAAUGAAGAGAAAUUCGGAGUUGAAUCCAGUUAUGACGAGCAUUUAUAUACGACAAGGAUCAAUACUGCAGCUCCUGAUUAUCAUACGAGAUUAAGAAAAGCGGAAAAGAUCGCGAAGGACAUUGAAAAUCAAACCACCGGUAAUCGUCACGUAUUAGAAGAAAGAGGAAUCGAGGUAGAUGAUAGCGGAAUCGAUGAAGAAGAUAAGUAUUCUGGUGUUGAUAGAAGAGGCGAUGAAUUAAUGGCUGCGUUAAGAAAUGCUAAUAUCUCCACUGAAUCAACUGCUAGUAAUAUUCUGAAUGCACCUGGUAAGUAUGUUCCACCAAGACAAAGAGCAGCACAAUAUCAUGAUGAUCCAGCAAUUAUUUCUAGUUCUGCAGCACAACCUGGUAAAAACCCCGUUGAUUCUCAGAAAAAUGAUACUGAAACUCUGACUAAUCCUAUAGUAAAUAGUAUGGCCAAUAAGCCAGAUUCUAUACCUCCAAAGCCACAGGUUUCGAAUCAACAUAAUGAGUCAUUCAGACUUAAUGCUCAAAGUGAAAUUAAUUCUCUUCGGGAGUUUAGUGCCAACUUCAAGAUUCCCCAUCAAAUGCCUACAGAUUUAUUGCCAAUAUUAUCUAAAGAUAAGUUGAAGCAAGAUGAAAUAUUAAAGAAACAAAAAGAGCAGCAGUUAUUAAAAGCUCAGAGAAGAGAACAGAAACAAGCCGAAUUGGCAAAAUCAACGAGCUCCCUGACUGAUGCAGUAGCUCAAGAGCCGAGUCAACCCCAACAGAGAAAGAAAAUGGAUCCAACGAGACCUGCGUUCAAGUUGAAUCCAAAGGCGGCUGCUUUCACUCCUUCAAGCAAACAAUUAUCGCCAAACCCACCAAAGGCCAAUUUCAAUAGACCACCCAAUAACCCAUCUCCAAGAAUGGGUAAUCAAAGGCCUUUCACUAGUGGUAGUGGUUCCAGUGUUGGAUCUAACACCAAUUCAAAACGUCAUUAUCAAAUUUCCCCAGCAGAUUUCUUUGGAGGAGCCGACAGAAUUCCAACUAAAGAGGGUCAAGAACAAAAGGCAAAAAAUUUCAAGUUCGCUUUUAAUUUAUUUAUCACAACUAAGAAGAAGGCGGCAGCGGAUCAUGCUCCUGUGAAUUUUGAAAAGACUUUCUAUACUCCUCCAACAUGGAACUCUACGAUUGAUGAUACGUAUGAUAAAUUAUUCCCAUCACCAAACACCAUUAGGGGGCCGGGAAUGGGAUUACCUACAUCUACUAGCAUGCCAUUUAUGCCAAGUCCUAUGAUAGGAGCCCCAUCGCCUGUAAUGCCGAGUGGGUUUCCUGGCAUGCCAGGGACUCCAACUGGCAAUAAAUUCCCUCUCUCACCUCAACAGCAACAACAACAGCAACAAGCGGCAGCCGCAAUGGCAGCACAUUUCCAACAACAACAAUUCCAUGCAGCUAUGAUGUAUCAACAGCAACAACAGCAACAACAGUUUUCAGGAGUCCCACCUGGCCAGCCGCCAAUGCCAAUGUAUGGACCGGGUGGUGAGCCACCUUUCCUUCCUCCUGGCGGAUUCAUGAUGCCGCCAGGAAAUUUUAAUGCGGGGGGUAGUCCUGUUAAUGGCAAUGUCAUGAUGGGCGGUAGCCCAUACAACAAUGUAAGUGGAAAUCAAAUGAAUACCAACUACAAUAAUCACCAUCAAGGUGGUAGCACUGGUGGUAGAAGAUAUAAUAAUCAUCAUCACAAUCAGAAUCCCCAACACAGCCAUAAAAGAGGAAGUAAUGCUUGA